Molecule: messenger RNA, 2358 nt
Organism: Candidozyma duobushaemuli
Lineage: Eukaryota; Fungi; Ascomycota; Pichiomycetes; Serinales; Metschnikowiaceae
Gene: CCR4
Product: CCR4-NOT core exoribonuclease subunit
Exons: 1
Coding region: 1-2358 (785 amino acids)
Biological process (GO): nuclear-transcribed mRNA poly(A) tail shortening
Cellular component (GO): cytoplasm; CCR4-NOT complex; nucleus
Molecular function (GO): poly(A)-specific ribonuclease activity; protein binding
Source: RefSeq, a predicted model, not a curated record
AUGAACAUAAAUCAAAAGUUCCAGCUGAAUCUGCAACCAGGCAUACCAUCACAGCAGAUCUUGCUCCAGCAAUUGCAACAGGGUCAACCUCAGAACCAGCAGCAAAGUGCCGCCUCUGGUCCUCAAUACCCUGGCACGCAAGAUGGUAUGUAUGCGGACUCUCAAUAUUACCAACGGAAUGGUAACUCAUUCAACCUGGCACCUGGACCUGGCUUUUUUCCUCCGCUGCAAUUCCAAACUCAGCAGGGGCAGGCUCAAGGUGAUCAGGUGUUGAAUCAGUACCAGCAGACGCUUCAACAACCACCCAAUUUGAACCCACAGAAGUUCAUGAACCAGCAAGCCAGCAUGUUACAACAGCCUCUUCAGCUGCUGCAGCAGCAGCCCCUGCAAGGCCAACAGCCACAAUCCUCUCAGCCUCUGAAUGUUCAGUUGGCUGCUGGAGGCUUCCAGCCUGCUGCGGCGAAGGUGAGCGCUAUUAAUGUUGAUGAUCCCAACACAUUGUAUUGGCAGCAUCAGACACUGUUGUGCCAGUUGUCUCGCAGUGAAGAUAUUCCACAUUUUUACGCAAAGCAGUACGCUCAGAAUCUGAGAAAGAACAAAAACCCAUAUAACGAUGUGAAGACAGUCUCGUUGAUCGAGGCCACCAAGACCAUUGUCAAUGCAUUGAAGGAACAGGAGAAGCAGCAGUUGGCCGCCCAAACUCCUAACACUCCAGCCGCAUUGAUGAGAAAUAAGAAGAUGGAUUUGGAGGAAGAUGAAGAACAAAGAUUGAUGGCUAGAUCUCACGGUAAGCAAUUGUGGUGCCAUUUGGACUUAUCUGGCCAAGGCUUGUUGAACCUCUCUCCUAAAUUAUUCAGGUACGAUUUUUUGGAGAGCCUUUACUUGAAUUACAACAAGCUCACUUCGAUUCCUAAACAAAUCAAAGAAUUACGUGGUUUGAGAGUUUUGGACUUGUCACAUAACAGAAUCACUGAGGUGCCUCCUGAGUUGGGUCUUUGUUACAACUUACGUUACCUUUACCUCUUUGACAACAACAUUAAGACUUUUCCAAUUGAGUUCAGGAAUUUGAUAGAGUUGUUGUUUUUAGGUAUUGAGGGAAAUCCAAUCGACUUGAAAAUUGCAAACUUGGUGGCUGAGAGUGGACCUAAAGCCUUGAUUAACUAUUAUAGGGACAUGGAACCUACUUACGCGGAGCCAAAACCAAGAUCAUGGCUUUUGUUAAAGGAAGAUGGUGAAAUUAUCGAUCCUGUGACUAAUCCAAAUGCAUACUCCGACGAUCAUGCUAAUGCUGAUGCAUCAAGUACUUUCACCUUGAUGUCGUACAACACCUUGUGUCAGCACUAUGCUACCACGAAGUUGUACCAAUACACUCCAUCUUGGGCUUUGGAUUGGGAGCACAGGAAGAACGCAUUGAAAGAAGAAAUCCUUGCACUUGCAACUGAUGUUAUUUGCUUGCAAGAGGUUGAAACUCGUACUUUCCAUGAAUUCUGGGUACCCCUCAUGCAGAAUGUUGGGUACAAGGGCUUCUUCUUCAGUAAGACAAGAUCCAAAACCAUGGGUGAACUUGAAUCCAAGAAGGUUGAUGGUUGUGCCACUUUCUACCGUGCUUCAAAGUUUCAAUUUGUUCAAAAGCAAAACUUCGAGUACAACACUGUGUGCAUGGGCUCAGACAAAUACAAGAAGACAAAGGAUUUGUUCAACAGAUUCAUGAACAAGGAUCAUAUUGCCUUAAUUGUUCAACUACAGCACAUUGAGACAGGCGAGAAGAUAAUCUUUGUGAAUACUCACUUGCAUUGGGACCCUGCGUUCAACGAUGUGAAGGCAUUGCAAGUUGGUAUUUUGUUGGAGGAAUUGCUGGGAGUCAUCAAGAAAUUCAACCACACCUCUAAUCAGGAAGAGAUUAAAAAUUCGUCGGUUAUCAUUUGCGGUGAUUUCAACUCUACGAAGAACAGUGCGGUGUAUCAAUUGUUCUCCACUGGUUCAGUGUCUAAGCACGAGGACUUGGAGGGCAAGGACUACGGAAGAUUCACAGACGAAGGAUUCCAUCACUCCUUCAAGUUGAAGUCGGCUUACGACCACAUUGCAUCUGACUUCCCGUUCACUAAUUACACGCCAACUUUCACUGAUGUGAUCGACUACGUUUGGUACACCACGCCUACCUUGCAGGUGCAGGGUUUGCUUAGUAAAGCUGACGAAGAGUAUAUGAGUCACCAUAUUGGUAUUCCCAACGCGCAUUUUGCCUCUGAUCAUAUACCUCUCGUGACGAAGUUCAAGGUGCGGAAGAAGGGUGCAUCAUCUGGAGUGAAGAAGCCAGACUUCAAGCCAGAUUUCAAAGGCGGCUCCUCCAGAAAGACGUGA